ACAUAGGCCAUAAUUCUCAGGCCACAACAAUUCCUGGUUUAAUAGCCUCAAACAAAGUCACUUAUUGAGUUGAUCUCAUCUCUUAUCAAUUCAAAGAUCAAGCAAACACCAUGUUGGUGGAAAUUGCAUUAGCUUUAUUGGCACUAGCCUUGUUCUUACAAUUUCGUCCUACACCAACUGCAAAAUCCAAAGCCCUUCGCCACCUUCCAAACCCUCCAAGUCCCAAGCCUCGUCUUCCAUUCGUAGGACACCUUCACCUUUUGGACCAACCUCUCCUCCACAACUCCCUCAUCAAACUUGGUGAGAAAUAUGGGCCUUUAUACACUCUCUAUUUUGGUUCUAUGCCCACCGUCGUUGCCUCCACCCCUGAACUUUUCAAACUCUUCCUCCAGACACACGAGGCUACUUCCUUCAGCACAAGGUUCCAAACCUCCGCCAUCCGCCGCCUCACCUACGACAACUCAGUCGCCAUGGUACCUUUUGCUCCUUACUGGAAGUUCAUCAGGAAGGUCAUCAUGAACGACCUCCUCAACGCCACCACAGUCAACAAGUUGAGGCCUCUGAGGAGCCAAGAAAUUCGUAAGGUUCUGAAGGCGAUGGCUCAAAGUGCAGAAUCUCAAAAACCCCUUAAUGUCACCGAGGAGCUUCUCAAGUGGACAAACAGCACCAUCUCUCGGAUGAUGUUGGGGGAGGCUGAACAUGUCAAAGAUAUUGUUCGUGAGGUGCUUAAGAUCUUCGGGGAAUAUAGUCUCACUGACUUCAUUUGGCCUUUGAAGAAGCUCAGGGUUGGACAAUAUGAGAAGAGAAUAGAUGAGAUAUUCAACAAGUUCGACCCUGUCAUUGAGAAGGUCAUCAAGAAACGCCAAGAGAUAAUAAAGAGGAGAAAAGAGAGAAACGGAGAACUUGAGGAGGGUGAGCAAAGUGUAGUUUUCCUUGAUACUUUGCUUGAAUAUGCUGCGGACGAGAACAUGGAGAUCAAAAUCACUAAGGAACAAAUCAAGGGCCUUGUAGUGGAUUUCUUUUCAGCAGGGACAGAUUCAACAGCCGUGGCAACAGACUGGGCUUUGGCAGAGCUAAUCAACAACCCGAGGGUGCUGAAGAAAGCAAGAGAGGAAGUUGACAGUGUUGUGGGAAAGGAUAGGCUUGUUGACGAAUCAGAUAUUCAGAAUCUUCCAUACAUCAGAGCCAUUGUGAAGGAGACAUUCCGCAUGCACCCUCCACUCCCUGUUGUCAAGAGAAAGUGUGUACAAGAGUGUGAGCUCAACGGAUACGUGAUCCCAGAGGGAGCACUAGUACUCUUCAAUGUGUGGGCCGUGCAAAGAGACCCAAAAUACUGGAAGACUCCAUUGGAAUUCCGUCCAGAGAGGUUUUUGGAAGAAGCAGACAUUGAUCUCAAGGGUCAGCAUUUCGAGCUUCUCCCAUUUGGGUCUGGAAGGAGGAUGUGUCCUGGAGUGAAUUUGGCCACAGCAGGAAUGGCUACACUGCUUUCAUCUGUUAUCCAAUGCUUUGAACUGCAAGUUGUGGGUCCGAAAGGCCAAAUAUUGAAGGGAAGUGAUGCCAAAGCUAACAUGGAGGAAAGAGCUGGUCUCACUGUUCCAAGGGCAAAUAGUCUCAUGUGUGUUCCUCUUGCAAGAUCCAAGGUUGCAGCUGAACUCCUUUCUUCUUAAGAUACAACACAAACAAACAAAAUCAGCAUGUUGCUUUGUGGGUGAUGGUUUUAUAUAGCAAUAAUGAUCUUCAAUAAGGUUUCAUUGAUAGGCAAUGAAUCAAAUUAAGUACCAACACAUGGGUUCCAUCGUGUGCACAUGAAUCAUCCCAAUUCAGUUAGUCUCUCCAUGACCCUAUAUGUGAUGUAAUUUUGAUCUUUUUUUUCUUCUUCCAUUUUUGUCAAAAAGAAGUGUUGUGUAACAGUUUAAAUAUAUUAUUUUCUAAAGCCGUAUAUCCAUUUACAUUA
Messenger RNA from Lotus japonicus, 1954 nucleotides. RefSeq names its product 2-hydroxyisoflavanone synthase-like. Gene Ontology annotation, molecular function: heme binding; iron ion binding; oxidoreductase activity, acting on paired donors, with incorporation or reduction of molecular oxygen. The transcript is spliced from 2 exons. The record is from RefSeq and is a predicted model, not a curated record. Lineage: Eukaryota; Viridiplantae; Streptophyta; Magnoliopsida; Fabales; Fabaceae. The coding region runs from base 111 to 1667 and encodes 518 amino acids.